Symbiodinium natans is the source of this 1215-nucleotide messenger RNA. NCBI's taxonomy places the organism in Eukaryota, Dinophyceae, Suessiales, Symbiodiniaceae. The record is from the annotation of a GenBank genome assembly.
AUGGCUGUAGCGCAGUCUAGUGCACCAUCGCCGAUCUCAGGAGCUCCUGGACAAGACUUUCCAGGACUUCCGGAGUUUUUUGUGUGGACUGCGUGUUGCCACGCGGCCAAUUCGCCUGACUUCUUUGAUGGCCUCUGCCAGGAGUACACCGACGGCCUCAAAGCCUCCUCUCCAGCUCUAGGUUCCUGGGAAGCUGCUGUGGCGACUACACAGGCAGCCUCGGUUGGCGUGAAACUUCAGCAGAGUCUUGCGUGGUGUGGCUUGGGAGCAUGUUUGAUGUGCUGUGCACUUGCCCUUCGUGGCUUAAGUAUGGAAGGUGCAGCACCUGAAGUACAGACCGACAUCAACACCAACGCUGUUUAUGGAUCCACGGCAGAUCUUGCGGAGACGCUCUUCAAGAGAUCUGGUUGCAGCCCCAUUGGGAGUGACAGCAUGCAGAAGACGGGUGAGCAAGGCUGCAUCUACUUCAGCAUCUUCGAGAACCAGAACCACGCCGAGCAUGAGUUCGCGGCCAACUGCGUGCCGGCGACCGUGUGCAAGGAGGACGUUGUGGGCAUGACAAAGGGCAUGGUUGCAACCUACGGCGUGGUCUUGCAGAUCCUGCAGGGCAACCUGGGCUCGCUGGCCUGGAUUGGAGAAGGGCCCACAGAGAGCUGCUUCGCCGGCAUGAACAAGAUCAACAUGGGCCAGGUGGAUGAGGUGAUGGUCAAGUCGCCUAUCAAGCUGGGCCCCAUUGUCCUGGGCUAUGAGGAGAAGCUGUCCAUUGAAGGCAUGGAAAAGCUCAAAGCUGCCGAGUCCUUAAGCAAGUGCAAGGAUGACUCGUCUGUUGGGUACCUGUUUAUCCACAAGAACCAGUACUGGUCGGGUGAGAAGAGCGCCACCGACCUCGAGGCCUUUACCAAGAUGAAGCAGGAGAAGGAAGAGCAGAAGAAGGAGAAGCAGAGGCAGCAACAACUGAAGCAGAUCGAGGCAGCUCUGGCGGCCAAGAACAAGGAGGAGGCGGAGAAAGCGCUGGAGAAGGCUGGCGCCGCCCCUCCGGCCAUCGCCAGCAAGUCGGUAGACAAGGAUGCCGUUGCUGCCGCCAAGGAGUCCGGGAAGAUCAAGGGUGACGUGAAAAUCAGCACCGACAGCGGCGCCAAGAUUAAGAUCGAUGCGCAGCGCCGCCUCUCGCGAAGCGGACUCCCACAGCACCGUCCCGAAGACGUCUUGAUCUGA